CCCAAAUUGCUAGCCAUGAUGCUGGAUCGGAGGCUCCCCUGGCUCUGGGCCUUGAUCCUGGGGCUUGUGGCCACAGCACCAUCCCCUGACCUGCAGUCCCAAAUCCCACCCAUCACAGAUCCCAAGUUUAUCGAGGAUUGUGUCAAAACCCACAAUGAGUUGCGGUCCCAGGUCUCGCCAGCUUCUGGAAACAUGAGAUAUAUGACUUGGGAUGAGGCUUUAGCAAAGACUGCCAGAGGAUGGGCAAGGAAAUGUGUUUUCCAACAUAAUAUCCAUAUAGGCAAGAAACAUGCAUGCCAUCCUGUUUUUAAAAAUGUAGGAGAAAAUCUAUGGAUGGGCACACUAUCCAACCAUGUUCCCCAAAGCGCUAUUAAUGCUUGGUACAAUGAAACCAAAUAUUAUGAUUUAGGCUCCAAUUCAUGUACAAAAGUCUGUGGCCAUUACACUCAGGUUGUUUGGGCCACUACCUAUAAAGUUGGCUGUGCUCUUAAACUGUGUCCUAAUUUAGGAAAACGUAUUGCAAUAUUCUUAUGUAAUUAUGCACCUCCAGGGAACAUGGUUGGAAGGAGACCUUAUUUGAAAGAAACAGCAUGCGGUGCUUGUGAGGAAGGAGAUAUUUGUGAAAAUGAACUAUGCAAAAAUACAGUCCGUGAUAAGAUCUUAAGUUACCCUUAUUGGAAUCCAAGUUGGGAAGUUCCUCGUCGGUUUUCAUGUAAUCCAUACUGUCAAUUCUAUCUGCCAAUUAGAUUAAUAGGAAUGGUCUUAGCAGUUCUAGGUGUUUUUAUAGUACAAAUCAAAUAUCCAAGCCUGCAUUUAAUGCAUUAG
This is a messenger RNA of Dromiciops gliroides (monito del monte), 825 nucleotides long. RefSeq names its product GLIPR1 like 1 (gene GLIPR1L1). The transcript is spliced from 6 exons. The record is from RefSeq and is a predicted model, not a curated record. Bases 16 to 825 code for a protein of 269 amino acids. Lineage: Eukaryota; Metazoa; Chordata; Mammalia; Microbiotheria; Microbiotheriidae. Gene Ontology annotation, cellular component: extracellular region.